This is a messenger RNA of Candidula unifasciata, 504 nucleotides long. Lineage: Eukaryota; Metazoa; Mollusca; Gastropoda; Stylommatophora; Geomitridae. The record is from the annotation of a GenBank genome assembly.
AUUGUCCUGUGUCUGGUGAUGUACAUAUUAUUCAAACCAACCUCUAAAAAGACCCAAGCCGUGCGCACAGAGAAGGUGGUGGAGCUUUCGUGUGACAUGACUCUCCCGGGCCUCGCUUCGUUCCUAGCCUACAACUUAGUGUUGGUCUGUGCCUGCGCCAUGUUCGCCUUCAAGACAAGAAAGUUGCCAGAUAAUUUCAACGAGUCUCGAUUUAUCUCCAUGACCGUCUAUACAACUUUGGUUAUAUGGUUAGCGUUUAUUCCCACCUACUUCACAGCCAGCAGGGAGAUUAUUCGAGGAUUACUUCUGUCAGUAGCGUUACUACUCAACCACACGGUGGCUGUCUUGUUUCUGUUCUUGCCCAAGAUUUAUGCCAUCAGGUAUGUAGAUCCUGAGUGUGUGGAUAUCCACAGGUUUCACACUGCAGAGACAACCCACACAGUAUCCGGCUCCACCAAUCGGGUGGGUGCUCUUAAUAGUGCCACACCUCAUCGAGGUUUUUGA